Molecule: messenger RNA, 1048 nt
Organism: Ricinus communis (castor bean)
Lineage: Eukaryota; Viridiplantae; Streptophyta; Magnoliopsida; Malpighiales; Euphorbiaceae
Exons: 2
Coding region: 231-860 (209 amino acids)
Source: RefSeq, a predicted model, not a curated record
CAGCCCGCCUUCCCAACCCAAGCAGAGAAAAUUUCCAUUCCCAAAUCAAUGGCGCCAACUUCUGGCGCCAAAUCCUGCCGCCAUGAUUCCCCGCGCGCCACCUACUUCCCCUCUGUUUAUAACCCAAACCAAAAUAGCAACAACACAUCAACCUACUAAUCAAAGGAUAUAGAUCCCAACUCUCUCUCUCACCAUCUGCUUGUUACAAUUCCCCAAAGGAACCAAAAAUCAUGGUAGUCCCUUUAGGUCCCGGGAAGUUCUAUGGCAGUAGCCUCCCACGUCCUCGAAUCUACACCGACGUUAAGUUCAACUCAGAUCGGGUAGACCCACCUGUGCCUGUCACGGACCCAUUUCUUUCUUGGGCUCAGGAGGCUCAUUGGUCAAUGGGUGGUCAUAGCUUCCAGCGUCUCCGUCUGCAGGGCAGAAUCGAAGGCAGCGUUAACAAACUCCGGAAGUUCCGAGAAAAAGAAGCAAAAUUGCAAGCAAGAAAUAGUCCCGCAUCGCCACCCCCGGCUCCUAAGGUGAUAAAGAGAAGGAGAUUUAUGGAUUUGAUGGAUGAGGAGAGUGAAGAAGAAGAAGAGGAGGAGAUUGUGGAGAAGGUGAAAAAGAAGAAGUCAGUAAGGAAGUUAGUUGGGGAUUUUGAAAAGGUGGCAACGGAGAGUGUGGAGAAUAAGGGGAAGGCCAGUGGUGGUAUUGAUGAUGCGGUGAUGAAGGUUGUUGAGGAAGUGAAUAGGGAGAAUUCCGUUGGGAAGAAAUUGAGGAGGGGAAAAAAAGGGAAAAGUAAUAAGGAGAAUGGAUCUAGUCCUGUUAAUGGAGUCAGGACUUCACCAAGAUUGGCUAAGCAAAGGUCAAGUCAUUAGAUCUUUGAAUUAUAUGUCGAUUGUGUGACAUUUGAUGUGUGUCAGUGUUCAUCUUGGCAAAGCCAUUAAGUUAAGUGUAGGGCUUUUCUUUUGUUUUGUUUUCUUUUUCUUUAAUAUCAGGAGUGCAAGGGUUUCAUUUCUCUUGAAUGUAUAUUUCCUAGUUUAUUAAGAAUCUUUACUUAAACUCA